AAUAUGUGGAGUAUGUGGCAGCGCAGCGGCAGUAUAGUAAAGUCUGCUGCUGGCACAGGAGAGCCGUCUGGAUACACAGGCAGCUGCAACUGAAGCAUUUUCACACCUGGACAUUACCUGCUUUUUAAAUCUACUUAAAGAAGCUCACACAAUGCCAAACUGGGGAGGAGGCAACAAGUGCACAGCAUGCCGCGGGACAGUUUACCACGCUGAGGAGGUGCAGUGUGACGGCAAGAGUUUUCACAAAUGCUGUUUUCUCUGCAUGGUCUGCAGGAAGGGUUUAGACAGCACCACACUGGCUAUUCAUGACCAGGAGAUCUACUGCAAGUCGUGCUACGGGAAGAAGUACGGCCCCAAAGGUUACGGCUAUGGGCAGGGUGCAGGAACACUCAACAUGGACCGAGGGGAGCGGCUGGGAAUCAAACCUGAAGAGACACAUUCUCACAGACCCACCACCAACCCUAACCCAUCCAAAUUUGCGCAGAAGUUUGGAGGUUCAGAGAAGUGCGCCCGGUGUGGAGACUCUGUGUACGCAGCUGAGAAGAUCAUGGGGGCGGGCAAGCCGUGGCAUAAGAACUGCUUCCGCUGCGCGAAAUGUGGCAAGAGCCUGGAGUCGACCACCCAGACUGAGAAAGAUGGAGAAAUCUACUGCAAAGCGUGUUACGCCAAGAACUUUGGACCCAAAGGGUUUGGGUACGGCCAGGGAGCCGGUGCUCUGGUUCACGCUCAGUGAUGGCAGAGCAGGACCACACAAUCUCACCUUCAUACAUUCCUCUGUCCGACAUCAUCAUCAUCAUCAUCGACCUUUCAGGCCUUUUGCUUAUGUUUUCUCCCUCAAAUGCUUUUAUGUUGAAAUAGGUGCUCAUGAUACUUUUUACAGUUUACAAAUAAAAAAAAUUAACAAACCAAA
Thunnus maccoyii (southern bluefin tuna) is the source of this 910-nucleotide messenger RNA. It is a transcript of the gene csrp2, whose product is annotated as cysteine and glycine-rich protein 2. The coding region runs from base 152 to 733 and encodes 193 amino acids. The record is from RefSeq and is a predicted model, not a curated record. The transcript has 6 exons. Lineage: Eukaryota; Metazoa; Chordata; Actinopteri; Scombriformes; Scombridae. Gene Ontology annotation, biological process: sarcomere organization; muscle tissue development. Gene Ontology annotation, molecular function: actinin binding; structural constituent of muscle. Gene Ontology annotation, cellular component: nucleus; Z disc; cytoplasm.